Marmota flaviventris (yellow-bellied marmot) is the source of this 4968-nucleotide messenger RNA. RefSeq names its product TERF1 interacting nuclear factor 2 (gene Tinf2). Gene Ontology annotation, cellular component: shelterin complex. Gene Ontology annotation, biological process: telomere capping; regulation of telomere maintenance via telomere lengthening. Gene Ontology annotation, molecular function: telomeric repeat DNA binding. NCBI's taxonomy places the organism in Eukaryota, Metazoa, Chordata, Mammalia, Rodentia, Sciuridae. The record is from RefSeq and is a predicted model, not a curated record.
CUGGUACCAUUGGAGAUGCCCUGCUCCUCCAUUCAGGCUCCAUCCUGAGCUAGGAGAAGCCCCCAGAAUUCUGGCGACCUAUAGAAGAGAAUUGAGUCAGAUCGCAGCGUAUCCGGCGCACCACGAAAGAGCCGAAUCAGAGGGCCCCUGGAAACCCGCCCCCAGGAGGGGUCGGGAAGUCUCUCCAAGGUGGUAGAAGCCUGAAGGAACAGCCCUGGGGCGGAGACGGGGCCAUGGCCACGCCUCCGGGGGCCGGCCCCGCUACUUUGCGCUUCGCAGCGGCAGCCAGCUGGCAAGUAGUGCGCCAACGCAGCGUGGAGCACUUUCCGAGAGUACUAGAAUUUUUGGGAUCCCUGCGCGCUGCUGCUCCAGGCUUGGUUCGCUACCGGCACCAUGAACGCCUUUGUAUGGGCCUAAAGGCCAAGGUGGUGGUGGAGCUGAUCCUUCAGGGCCGGCCUUGGCCCCAGGUCCUGAAUGCCCUGAAUCAUCACUUCCCAGAAUCUGGACUUGUAGUACGGGACCCUAAAGCUACAAAGCAGGAUCUGAGGAAGAUUUUGGAGGCACAGGAGACUUUUUGCCAGCAGGUGAAGCAGCUGUCAGAGGUCCCUGUAGAUUUGGCUUCAAAGCUGCAGGAACUUAAACAAGAGUAUGGGGAACCCUUUCUGGAUGCCAUGGAAAAGCUGUUUUUUGAAUACAUGUGUCAGCUGGAAAAAGCACUGCCUUCAGUGCAGACACAGCAGCUUCAGGAUGUGCUGAGUUGGAUGCAGCCUGGAGUUUCUAUCACCUCUUCUGUUGCCUUGAGCCAAUAUGGUGUGGACAUGGGGUGGCCACUUCCAGAGUGCUCUGUUUCUGAUUCAGUGAACCUGACAGAGAUGGAACAAAAUCCUCCUCUGCAACAGGCACUAGCACCCCAUAGUCCUCUGCCAAAAGCCAAGCCUGGCCCUCAGGGACCAGCUUCAAGGAAGCACCCAGAACGUUUGGCAGGCCACCACUUCAAUUUGGCUCCUCUGGGCCAGCGAAGAACCCGGUCCCAAUGGACAUCUGCUAGGGAAGGCCAUAAGGAGCGUCCAAUGGUCAUGCUGUUCCCCUUUAGAAAUUUGGGCACACCAACCCAGGUCAUAUCUAAAUCUGACAGCAGGGAAGAGCAUGGAAUUCAUACAGUGGACCCAUCAGAUGCUGUGGGCACAAGAACAGCCAUCAUGGGGAAGUCUAAGAGUCCAUCUCAGAUCCUGGGGGAAAGUGCUCUAAAGAACCCUGCUGACUUAUCUGCCUCAGAGCAAAAAGAGAAUUGCUUGGAUUGCUAUAUUGACCCACUGAGACUAUCAUUAUCACCUCCUAGGGCCAAGAAUCCAGUGUGUUCCCCAUCUCUGUGCAACUCUGUCAUUACCAUAGGAGACUUGGUUUUGGACUCUGAUGAGGAAGAAAAUAGCCAGAGAGAAGGAAAGGAGUUUCUGGAAAACUAUCAGAAGACAAAGUUUGACACUCUGAUUCCUACCUUCUGUGAAUAUCUCCCCACUUCUGGCCCCAAUAUGGUGCCCACUGCUUCCUGUGACCACCUAGGCAGCUCUACACCCUUGUGAUAGCACUGGAAUGCCCUCUUCCUCCUCGGUCUUUAGGCAGUUUGGUGGGAAUGAAGUGGAAACCAGGCUUGGAUUGUCUGACUACAUUACUAAAAACUUUGUGAUGCUUGAUAAUUAAACUUUAGAUUUGUUACAACACUCUUGAUGUGAGGAAGGACUUCUGUAGGUCAGUGGAUGUCAUUUCUUAGACAUAGAACCAGGUUUCUAGAGUUGGAAGAAUCCCUACCAUUUUACUUCCCUUAGAAAGUGUUAUUCAGAUGUGCCCAGAAGUUGAGAGCCUGGAAGAGAAAUGUCUUUUUAUUGUUCUGAAAAUAUAUGCCUAAUGCUGGAAUAUAUUUUAUAAACUCUCAUGCUGCCAAUUCACCUGGGGGUGGUGGCGCUAGAAUGAAAACACUUCGUGGGAAUAAUACUUACUGUCUUUAAUACCACUGGGUCAAUGCUAAUCACUACCUUCCUACUUUGAAGCAACACCUAGAUGUCAGCCUUGUGCAGAAAGCUUUAGCAUCUCUUUUAUAGUUAGUGAGACCUCUUUUUAUUGAGUUAUCUCAAAUAUAAACUUCUGAGCUUUUUAGAUAUUUAAAGAUUUCAUUUAAUGAAGCUGAUUAAUAAGACAUAAUUCCAAAAGCCUGCCCCAUCCAGACCAAGGCCAUAUAGAACAUUUAUGAUUUAAUCAGUAUCUUUUCAUCUUCAGGAUGCUGGGUCCCCAGAUACCCAUUCAAUUAUCUUACUUCAUUUUCAGACUGUAUUCUUCCUCACUUCCUCCCCAGUAAGUGCUCUGGGCAUCUUGUGUGUACAAACAGAGAAGUAUAGCGUUAUUACAGGAGCUCUCAGGAGGAAGACAAUGGGAACUGUUAAAUGCACUGCCACAGUAGUUAGAAUGGGUGAGAAACCCAUUUGGGAGACCCUUUUGCGAAGUAUUGGUGCCUUGAGCGGGCAGAAAUACUCAGGUCUAGUGUGCAUCACUGAAGAUUGGAUUCACCUGCUGGGUGACUCGGAUGAAAGUAGUUCUCCGGCUCAACUCCUUUAGCUUAGCUGCUCCCACAUAGGUGCAUGUAGAUCGGAUCCCUCCUAGGAUGUCACGAAUGGUAUGCUCCACAUCCCCUUUAAAGGGGACUUCUACUGUCUUUCCCUCUGAGGCCCUUGAAAUAGGAAAAAAAGUUAUUACCUUCUUAUUCUAGAUUCCUUAAGCUCAAUGACUCUUCUGUCUCUAUAACACCAUGUCACCAUUUUUCCUCCUAAGAAUUAUAUCAUCCAUUUUCCAGCAGCCAUGAGCUCUGCCACCAUACUAUGCAGUCACAUUCUCCAAGAACCCUCAGCUUCUGGUCCUCCACACAUACCUGUACUCUGCCACGCCACCAGCGUACUUCUUCAUGGCCAUUUCAGAACUCAUUCCAUAGAAGAGUUUGUACUUCUUGCCAUCUCUCUCAAUGAGGUCACCACCUGACUCACUGUGCCCAGCCAGCAUGCCACCGAGCAUCACAAAGUCAGCCCCUGCCCCUGCCAAAAUCAAAGAGGUAGGAAAGAGAUUCCUCUGGCCAGGAUGCCCACAUGGCCCCCCUUCAAAAGCAACUCAUGCCAAAUUCUCAGUCCUGACAAUGUCUCCAGCAUCUUCCCAGCACUGUUUUUCUCUCUGACCCAUAUCCACAAAGGCCUGCUUUGACCUAGUUUAUUCCUCUGGGCCUGAUUUCCUCAAGAUUUUUUAAAUAGCCUCUGGAGAUUCCCUGCCCAACUUCUGCUUUCACUGUCUUCUCAUCAUUUUGUUUUGUUGCUUCCAUCUGAGUAAAACAUCAUGUCUCCCAAGAAUAGUAGUCUCAUUUUAAUGUGAAGAAGAAAAGCAGAAAAUGCAGGCUUAUAGUCCCAUUCUUCAGAGUCAGUGGCUCAGGAAUUUACAGAUGGCCCUGGCUCACACUUGGAGCAUCUAAAUUAGUCUCAGGAUUUCUCCUGCUGGCUUACCCCAGGCGACACCACAGGCUUCAGGGUCACUACUUCAUAUUAUGAGAGAAUCUGAAUGGCUUCCUGAGUCUCUCCUACCCUGACCCUAGAUCCUGAGAGGUAAUAUAUCCUCUUCUACAGGAUCCUUCUUCUGUGCCCUCCCUAACUCCUUACCAAAAGCUUUGGCCACAUCCCCAGGGCAGCUGCAACCUCCAUCCUGCAAAAUAAAGAGCACAGUGAACAGACAGCAUGGAUUUUCUAAGCGCUCUCAGCGAUGUCCCAACAGUCCACUUCAAAACUGACAUGCACUCAAGAGUCCUGACCCAUAUCUACUAGAGCCUCCAUACUGCAGAAAACCUAUUGGCAGCCUCAUACCCUGAGACUUUGGGCCUUACUGAAAUGAUGUGGCCUUUUAGGCCAUGAGCAGCAUCUGCACACUCCAUCACUGCACUGAGCUGUGGAUACCCCACUCCAGUUUUCUUCCGGGUUGUACACACAGAACCUAGGAAGAACAUGCCAAAGGUGAGAGUGAAUUCACUCUGUGAAUUUGCCACUGAAGGUGAGAGUGAAUUCACUCUGUGAAUUGGCCUCAAUGAAAUAGCUUACCUGGCCCAAUUCCCACUUUGAUGAUGUCAGCCCCAGAGAGGAUCAACUCUUCCACCAUCUCUCCUGUUACCACAUUCCCUGCCUGGGACAGAGCAGUCAAAAUAAGAACAUCCUUAUGGUCAGAAAUGGACACAAGCUUAUUUGCUCCUAGAUGGCAUGCCUGGACUAUGACUUCAUAUUAUGAGAGACUAAUACAAAGAAAGGAUACCUAGGUUCCCUAUGUUGGGACCUCUGAGGGCUUCUACGCUAGCUACUUCAAAGGACCCUGCUCUCUAUACUAAGCUAGCUAGAUAGGGAGCAAUGGUGGAAACUGGUGUCACUGUUGAAAUGAGGGUAAAGCCAGGGUUCAGGAUGCACUUUACUAUCUCAGGCAGCAAGGUGGUAUGACCCACAGGGGAGAAGUGAGAUGGCAUGAAGAAGUGUUCAGUGCAGCAAAAGAAAUUACUAGAUCAAACUCAGAUCUGACUUAAGAGUAGAUUUAUCUCCAACAUACCCUGUUCUGUCAUAGAACCUCUCUGGCUUCAGGGAAAGGGGAAGACAUGGUAAUGUAGGCUAAAUACUCCUCCCAACUGUAUUUGCUUUUGAUGGUCAGCAGAGACCUUCAAUGCUAUGAAAGAAAUGGGUUCUUGUCAUCCCCUCCACAAGCUUGUAAAAAAAUUAAACAUUAUUUCCUGUGAUACCUUUUAUGUGAUUGUCCAUUUCAAUGGGCAGAUGUAUAUGUACCAGAGUAAUGUACAAUGCAUACAUGUUCCAUCAUGGUUUUGUGAGUGAUAUCAAGGACACUGGAUUUACAAAAACUAAAUCAAGGAUUGGAGAUAUUGCACUGCUAAUAAACAUUUUAGACUUGGAA